Capra hircus (goat) is the source of this 2179-nucleotide messenger RNA. It is a transcript of the gene GPRC5A, whose product is annotated as G protein-coupled receptor class C group 5 member A. Gene Ontology annotation, molecular function: G protein-coupled receptor activity; protein kinase activator activity. Gene Ontology annotation, biological process: G protein-coupled receptor signaling pathway. The transcript has 4 exons. The coding region runs from base 249 to 1322 and encodes 357 amino acids. NCBI's taxonomy places the organism in Eukaryota, Metazoa, Chordata, Mammalia, Artiodactyla, Bovidae. Gene Ontology annotation, cellular component: extracellular exosome; signaling receptor complex; intracellular membrane-bounded organelle. The record is from RefSeq and is a predicted model, not a curated record.
AUAACAGCGUGCAGUGCCGUGGAACUGGAAUGGGCGUGUCCUCUCCCCCUGACCCUCUCCCGCCCCUUGUCCCUCUGCUCACCCCCUCGCUCUCUCCUCCCUCUGCCGCCUUUAUAACUGCUCGGCGCCGCGAGGGCGCGAUCCCUGCCCACGGGCUCCCGCAGAACCUAUAGGGGCUACAGUGCUCCCUCCACGCGCUCGAAGCAGCGCCAAGUUCACGCGCCAAAGCCGAGGCAUCAGGGGCCAGAAUGUCCACAACAGCCCCUGCUGGUUGCCGCUCAGACCUGGACCCCAGGUACUACAGACUCUGUGAUAAGAAGGCAGCCUGGGGCAUCGUCUUAGAGGCGCUGGCCGGCGUGGGGGCUGUGGCCUCGGUGGCCUUCAUGAUCGCCCUGCUGGCCCUCAUCUGCAAGGUGCAGGACUCCAACAAGCGCAAACUGCUCCCCACGCAGUUCCUCUUCCUCCUGGGUGUGCUGGGGGUCUUCGGCCUCACCUUCGCCUUCCUCAUCACACUCGACGGCGGCACGGGGCCCACGCGGUUCUUCCUCUUCGGCGUCCUCUUCGCCCUCUGCUUCUCCUGCCUGCUGGUUCACGCCUUCAACCUGACGAAGCUGGUGCGAGGGAGGCAGCCGCUCUCCAUGCUGGUGAUGCUGGGCCUGGCCCUGGGCUUCAGUCUGGUGCAGGACAUCAUUGCCAUCGAGUAUGUGGUCCUCACCAUGAACAGGACCAACGCCAACAUCUUCUCUGAGCUUUCCCCGCCACGGCGCAACGAGGACUUCGUCAUGCUGCUCAUCUACGUCCUCUUCCUCAUGGCGCUGACCUUCCUCACGGCCUCUUUCAGCUUCCAGGGAUCUUUUACUGCCUGGAAGAGACACGGGGCCCAUAUCUACCUCGCCACGAUCCUCUCCAUUGCCAUCUGGGUGGCGUGGAUCACCCUGCUCUUGGUCCCUACCAUCGGCCCCCAGUGGGACGACACCAUCCUCAGUUCAGCCUUGGUGGCCAAUGGCUGGGUUUUCCUGUUGGCUUACAUUGCACCCGAGUUUCAGCUGCUCACAAGGCAACAGAACCCCAUGGAUUACCCUGUGGAGGAUGCUUUCUGUCAGCCUCAGUUUAUGAAGCAGAGCUAUGGCGUGGUGAACAGAGCUUACUCUCAAGAGGGGAUCAUUCAAGGUACUGAAGAGACAGGGAGCACGCUCUACGCGCCGUACUCCACCCAUUUCCAGCUACAGAAUCGAGAUUCCCCAAAGGAUUUCUCCAUUCCUCGGGUCCAGACUCGGGUUAGCCCUUACAGUGACUACGAAGGAAGGAAAGAUGUCAGUUAACAUGACCCAACGGGUGAGAUGAACUCAGCACGUCAACAGAAUCAGCAGGGAGUCCACAAGAUGAAGGCUGAGUCCUGAGUCUUCCCAGGAGCAUCACAGGAAGAUCUCUCCUCCCUCAUCCUCUGUCCUGGGGUUGAUGGGGCUGCAGGGACCACAGUUCUCAGCAGCACUGUGGCUGUUCCUUGAUCCUAUCCCAAGGCUACUUCUCUUGAGUGGGAGUCUCGGGCAACUCAGGGCAACUCUUACCAUCCCUGCCAUUUUACACGUGACUGAGGCUCUGGUCAUCUGACCCACACGCUGACCUCUUCAGCCUCCAACGCCAACUCUUCUGACUCUGGGCUGGCUUUGUGCCAAUCGCUUGGCUCAGAACAGAGUUGCACAUCUGAGCAAAACCAGCAAAGGAUCAUCUCUCAGCCCACUCUGCCCACAUCUACACUGGAAGCCAACUUACCGGUACCUCCCUUCUUGCCUGGCUGGGACAGGCUUAAGAGUCACCUGAAAUUUUCGCACCUCUGUGAUGCCGCCUAACCAGGGUCCCUAGCGCCAGCUCUCCCAGACGUGCUAUUGGUCCUCAGACUUACCUCCCUGCUGUGCCUUACCAGGGGCCGUCCCUCCAGACUGCACCAGGGUGUACAAGCCCGAAUUCUCUUUGCCAGGAGGAUGUGUGCUGUUUUGCUCUGAGUUCCCAUCCCCUUGCUCCUCAGCCUCUGUAAAUAGAAGUAUCCUGUGUUCACCCUCUGCAUUCUGGAAGUGGGUAUUGUCCACACACGGGCAGGGGGUUGUUUCUUGUAAAAUAAGUUAUUCGCCAUUCUUCCCUCCAGAUGCAAUAAAAGUGUGGCCACAGCCAUGUGAGCCGA